Messenger RNA from Symbiodinium sp. CCMP2456, 2790 nucleotides. Lineage: Eukaryota; Dinophyceae; Suessiales; Symbiodiniaceae. The record is from the annotation of a GenBank genome assembly.
AUGCCUCCGCUGCAAGCCGGGGAUGCAUUUCAUCCCGCGACAAAGACGACGGCUGACUUCAUGUGCCGAUAUAUGCGAAAAAUGGAGCUGAGCAUCAGCAAGGCUCUAGAUUCCAUGACUUUCAAGUCCUUCGGCAUUGUCUGCGACGCCAGCCCGAAAGCCAAAAUGGUCUGGUUGCCACUCUUUUUCUGGCCUGACACGAUUGGGCUGGGGACACUACAGAGGCUUAGUGCCUUGCUUCCGUCCACCGCCACCUCGGACUCCAAGCUGGAAGCUUGCGGUUUGAUUGCCGACAGCCGCACGCGCAAUGUGCUGGGCGAGACAAAGAAAAGCGAGCUUGCCAAAAAACUGUGGCUUGGUUUGCAAUGGCCCAAAGCACUCAACAGCAUCAAGCAAGACAAGUUGGCCAGCCGUCAAGAGCUGAAAGCACUGAUGUGUGUGAUGAGCCAAGUAGGAGUGGAUAUCGACCAGUGCUGGCCGCAAGAUCCCUUGAUUCCACGAGUCCCCGGCAGAGAGGAGAGAAAGACACAUGAAGUUGGUUCCGAGAACUUCGCCUUUAUCUACGACAGAGAAACCGGCAAGAGCCGGUGGGAUGUUCCGAUGCCCACUGCCGGCCAUCUGCGGCUGGUGGUGUGUGCUGACCACGGCUCUCCUAUGCACACGUGCUUCCAGUUCUUAGCACAAGCCGGGGCAAGCAUCCACCUCAUCCGCGAUGAGGAUGACAAUGCUAUGCGGCUGGCUCUUCAGAGCCCGCAAGACCCCGUGGCAUACGCAGGGCUUCGGCAACCUUUUGAGCGAGGCUGGGGCCAGGCCAAGCCCGACGACCUCCUCAUGCAGAUGUUUCAGCGAGAUAUAUUGAAGGAGAACAAUUUCGAGGAGACCUCCGACGAGAAGCUGAACUUCGAGAGGGUCAUGGAGAUCCUGGGCCAGGUGUUGACAAGCGAGGAAAUGUUCGGCCUCUUCCGUGUGGCCCGCAAUGUUCUCGCGCCCUUCCGGGAGCAUUGCUUGGAGCUUGUCGCCUUGUGCAGCAGCGGUCUGGGCAUGAUCCCGGACAUUGCCACCGGUCCGACACAGGUGCUGACGGUAAAGUUUCAGCGGGCUGGGAACGUGCUCCGGGAGGGCUUCGGUAUGUACCUUGCUGCAGUCCACGAGAUGGAGCAGUACGCUCUAUACCUGAGGAGUGCUCCGAGCAAAGCGGCCGGUCUCCUGUCGUCCUUGGAAGACGCAGAGACGAAGAACAAAGUCAUCGAUGAGAUGAGGCAGGAGUGGGAGUUGGUGCAGGCCUUGGAGUCUGUGCCAUCCGGCGCCGCUGUCUUGAAGGCCAACUGUAACUACUGCUCUUUCCAGAGCUACCGCGAGCUGAUGACCGGGCUUGAGAAGAGCAAGUGGGUUUUCACCGACGAAUGCCGUGCCCUCGUUGCCGCCUGGUUCCCGGCCUACUGUUGGUCGGCUGGCAUUGAGUCGGUGUUUGCUGACAUGCAAGACGCAUGCAAACGCUCGAACCGCUCGGACUGCGGCAGCCUGCCGAACCUGCACGCCGUUGGUGUGCGGUGUCUGCAAAACAGACUCUGUGUGCCGGGUGAGGCGCCCGACCACUUGCAGUUGGAGCCGGACGACUGGCUCGGCAGAAACGUGCCCAUGGACAACAUCCUGAAGCCGUUCCCCUCGACAUCAGCCUUUUUCCACAACCAGCACUGCCUCAACUUCAUGCAAGGAAAGGAGCCGAAGGUCGAAGCAACCGGCUUCUGGAUGGGCAACUGUGUUUCGAAUGGGAUGCUUUUCAAGCACAACAACAAGUUCUACGCACUUCAGUUGAUGGAGCUUCCUUAUCGUUUCGAAGGGCCUCUGCCCGAGCGGAAGGAGGUUUGCUUCUUCAGCUACACUUUGCAUGUGUGCGACACAGCCCUGGAAGCAAAGUGUGGAACGGCUGUGCUGCUGCGGCGAGGGCAUCGGGAGUUCAGCUUGCUGAGCUACCUGGUGCAUGCUGAGCACAUUAUGUCCUGCACCAAUGCCUGCUUGACGGAGCUGCUGCAGAAGCACGACAUCACGAUGCCGAAGAAUGCUGCGAAAGCACACAGAAUCAAGCGAGUCCUGGAGAUGGACCAUGUCAAAGAAGCUUGUGGAGAGAAGACAAUCCAGAAGCUGUUGCUUCUCUUGCAAGAGCAGGAAGCCAAGAAGAAGGGCAAGACCGAAGAUGAUCAGAAUCAGGAGGCCGAGAUUGAUUGGGAUGAAUUGAAAGAGGAUCCGGCCGCUGAAGCUUGCAGGGAGCUUCUUGCCAGAUUGGACGAAGAGCAGGAGAAAGAAGAGCAAGAAGCAAAAGAGGAAGCAAAAGAGGACACGGAGAGCAAGGAAGCAAAGCAGCUGGCGCGGAUGACUGACUCGCAGGUCCGCGAGUCUAGGGCGAUGCUGUCAAGCACGGCUUCAUUGCCGGACGAGCUGCUGCGACGAUUUCCGGUUCCUGAGGGAAGUGCAAUGCACCAAACGGUGCAUUGCGACAGCACUCUUCCUCACUUUCAGGGCCGCCUUUUGGGCGGAGCCUUCUACGAGGGCAAGCAGCCGGGCCGCACAUUCGCAGAUUAUUUUGAAGCCCACAAGCUUUCAAGCAAUAAUUUCGAUGCUUAUCCCGUUUCCGUUACAGACGGGACGGUCAUUCAGGUCUACUCAAGCAGCCUCUUACAAUCCGUCGCUACCACUGGAUGCAUUGGAUCAGCGGAAGACUUCGCUGAAAUCGAUUGCAGCUGGGAAGCGCUCUCAGGCUCAAGCCUAUUUCAUCGUGUGGUCGUGGCUUAA